This is a messenger RNA of Gryllus bimaculatus (two-spotted cricket), 3235 nucleotides long. The record is from the annotation of a GenBank genome assembly. Lineage: Eukaryota; Metazoa; Arthropoda; Insecta; Orthoptera; Gryllidae.
GACAAUCGUUUAUGCUAUAUUCAGUUUAAUAUACAGUGCGUGUGACAUUACGGACAUUACGCAUGUGCGCGAGUGUGAAUUUAUACACGGUACACACUGUCUCGGCAACUCUCGGCAAUCGGCAUGUCAGAUUGAGGCGUGGUUAAUGUCUAAGAUACUGUCAUUUGCUUGUUCGCAUAUUGAUGUCGUUUUAUAGAACAUGGUCGUCACUUCAUAUAUAUCCUACAUAUAAUUAUUUUUAGAUUAUAUACCUGUUAACAGCUAUAAAAGUAUCUUCAUUGGAACUCCAAUGUUUCGUUCAUGGUUCAUUCUUAUUAACCAAAGAAGGUAUUACCGUGUGUAAAUUGCAAGCUGGCUAGAAGAAAUUGUGUUUUGGUUAAAUGAAGCCAAAGAAUGCACUUUAUAUUUGAACAUUACGUCAUUCUGUGACGCUCCAUACAACAUUCAAAGCUGUGCUGUCACGGAACGGUGAACUUCGAACUUCGACUCUUAAAUUUCUGCCCCUGUUUACGACGAAAGUUCGCAGGUAUUUUAGAUCGGGAACAUGACGUCUACGUUAACGAAGAUUUUGUGCCGAAAUACGCACAGAAUUGAGAAUGGCCUCAACGUUAUACUGAAAAGAAAAGUAGAAAGUGGUCCUAGUAGAGGUCCAACUUUACGCCAUGUGAAACAAAAUCUAAUGGAAUUGAUGGGUCUGGAACUGGGAUACCACCCUCUACAGUCCAGUAGAGAUUAUCUACUAAAGUACUUGCCGAAAACUCAAGAAGAACUUCCACCACGUACCAUGCAGGAUAGUUUCUGUGAAGCUUUUGUACCUCUUAGUACUGAUGUCCUGAUGCAAGAAAAAUAUGUUACAUUUCUGGGUCAUGUGCGACUUGGAAGACUAAUGGAAGAUAUGGAUAUGUUUGCAGUUUGGGUGGCAGCAAAGCAUAUUUCCAAUCCACUGCAACCAGCUGGUGUGCCAACACCAUAUGUAUUGGUGACUGUUCUUGUUGAUCAAGUUAACUUUACCGAUUUGGUACCCCAGCACAAUGCAGAUAUUCGGCUUUCUGGACAUGUUUCCUGGGUUGGCCGCUCAAGCAUUGAGUCAGUGGUUUGGCUGGAGCAGGAGGUGCAUGGGCAAUGGGUGAAACUGACACGUGCUAUAUUUCUUAUGGCAGCUCGUAACUCUGUGAAUACAUCUGCUGCUAUUGUGAAUCCUCUGACAGCUGGCUCCGAUUAUGAAAAGGGUAUCCUUGAAGGAGGCCAUGAUCGUAAUGUGCGCCGAAAGCGAUUAGCAUCCGCUUCGCUUCUUAAACAAUUGCCAGACGAAACUGAACAGCAUGUUAUUCAUAAUCUUUUCCUGAAAACAGUGAAUUUUUCAGAUCCUACUUUUCAAAAUCGUCACUUACCGCCAAAUUCAGUCUGGAUGAGGUCAGCAAGAAUUUCAAAUAUUGUUUUCUGUCACCCAGAGGAUAGAAACUUACACAACAAAGUAUUUGGCGGCUUUCUUAUGCGUCAAGCUCUGGAACUUUCAUGGACUAGUGCAUAUUUAUAUAGCAAAGUGCGACCUAAACUGCUUCACAUUUCUGAUAUUGGAUUUUUCAAACCUGUGGAUGUUGGAUCUCUCCUGCAGAUGCAUUCUCAUGUUAUAUAUACAGAAUUCAGUUAUAUAAUGGUGCUUGUUCAUGCACAAGUUUUGGAUCCUAGUGGCAUGUUAUCCACAACUAACAAUUUUUAUUAUGUAUAUGAAAUGCCAGAGGAAGUGAAGAGUAUUGUACCGGAGUCAUACCACGAGGCUAUGCUGUUCUUGGAUGGUAGGCGCAAAUUUCAGUAUGUAAUGGGCUUAAAUAAACCUCCCAGCUCGUCCAACAAAAAAGAUCCCAACGAUAUUCCUCAGUCACCAUAUACUACUACUAGUAGUAGUAGUAGUAGUAGUAGUAAAAUAUAAUAGGGAGGGAUUCAAUAAAUAAGUUUUUAUUAUUUGAUUCUGUGAUACUUUUCUAAUUUUUAUUCUAUAAAUAUUUAAUUAAUACUUGCUAAAAUAUGUUGAUCAUUUUCACCCUAAGUAACUUAUUAAGGAGUUAUUUAUUACCAUUUUAUUGCCUCUGGUAGGCCUCGCUAUUUUAAUUUUUUGUAAUUUACGCAACAACCUUUGAGUGACAUAUAAAAUAUGUGAUGAGGUUAGUUUUUUCUAUUACCGAAAUGUAUUAAGUGCCAUGGUGCUAUGUAACCUUCUUGUUCUUACUCUAACAAUGGUUAUUGGUUUUGCUGAUGGAUAUUAUUAUUAUAAUUAAUAUCAUUACAUUGCCUUUGGUAGGCUUUCCUGUGUUUGUAUUUGAUACUUUGUAUUUACACCUCAGUCUUGGACUGACUUAUAAAAUGUAUGAAAGGGGGCGGUUUUUCCUUUUAUGAAAAUAUAUAAAUAGUUAUUGUUCUGUCUCGUUACUCAGAAAGUGACGAGAGGUUUUGCUGAUGCUGGUAUCAUCAUUAAAUUAGAAAUAAACUUACAUUUUCUCAAAAGAGGAAAUAAAAUAGUUAUUUUUUUCUUCCAUUUAUGCAUACUCACAGUGUAUUAUUUGAUUGUCUAUUUCCUAUUCUAAAAGAAGUGAGUUGUUGUAUGAUGGUGUUCUGAUGUGAUUGAUAAAACUCUCUCUUGUGUUAUUUUCUCCAUUUUCAAUUCUCUUGCUCUCCAUUUCCUAUUGCCCUCUUUUCUUUACUGGCAUUCUCUCAAUAAUCAAACCCGUUUGGGUGUGUGGCAAGCAUGGUCUCCUGCGUGAAAGGGAAAGAAUGACUUGGGAAUUGAGGUGUCUGUGUAAGCUCGGCACCUGCAUGCACUGUGCUGAUUUUAGGGUAUACUACAUCCAACUCUGUUGUGCGAAUCCUCUAGAUUCCAUAAGACCACUGGAAGGGUCUAUAGCCGACCCUUUCCUGAUCAUCCAGUUGGACUAGAUCUUUGACCUCUGCGGUGAGAGGAGGAGGGUCAUAAUUUCCCUCUGCGAUGGGGGAAAUGCACAUCAACUCCAUGCUACAUCCCCACAGAUAUCUUUGCAGUCCAAUGGAGCAUCCUCCUGUUGGGCUUCAUGGCAAGAUGGAAGCAGCGUUUGAUGAGAGGAUGAACCUUUUAUUCUGUAUGGGAAUACCAAACCUUAUCCCAUGCACCUUCCUGUAAGGAAGAGGACUCUUUACAAAAAUAUUGUUUCUGCGAAAGCUUAGGGCUCUUCUCCCAUAUCGUAACGAAUGAGACAAAUCACCU